Drosophila pseudoobscura is the source of this 1492-nucleotide messenger RNA. RefSeq lists its product as uncharacterized. Lineage: Eukaryota; Metazoa; Arthropoda; Insecta; Diptera; Drosophilidae. The coding region runs from base 196 to 1464 and encodes 422 amino acids. The record is from RefSeq and is a predicted model, not a curated record. The transcript has 2 exons.
GACCCUGGGAUUUAUUCAGUAAGGUUCGUUUGCGACAUGUUCGGGUAUGAACUGACACAACUAUAUAUACUGAAUGGUUAGUGGAUAACCCCAGACAACGUCAACCCGUGACGAGAGCUGCUGACGAUCACGCAGUUGUCCAGACUUUACGAGAACGAUCCAUCCAUCCAUUAUGUAGGUAAUCGCCAGAUACAUAUGUAUAUUCAUUUCCAGUCAGACUUCCCAUCCAAAUACACUACAGAAGAUAGCACAAGAAGCGAAAUGAGUGGCAAAGCUGUUUUCGAGGAAACCAAGAGAAAUAAUGGGGACAAGGACUCAGGAAUCUGUGACGCACGCAAUGCAACAAAUUUUCGCAAUUUAGACCAGAAUUGCUGGAAUGUCAUAUUGGAUUAUCUCAACGUGGAAGACCAGCUAAGGCUCGUUUCCUCUGACGUGUUUGACGGUGGGAUCUUCAAGAGUUACGCAAGCCAUCGCUACAAAAGUAUUGAUAACGAGCUGACGAGUAGGACUAGCGACAAAGAUCUCAAGCAACUGUUGCAGAUCGUUGGCGAGAAUGUGGAACAUUUGGAAAUGACUUUUGAAAGCACCAAGGCCGGAUGGGAUUAUCUAAACAGUCUGAAAAAGCUUAAAUCUCUGCACGCUAAUAUGAACUUCGAAGAAGAAGAUGGGGAUAUGUUUUGUACGGGUUUCAUAGAAAAUCUCAAGAAAUUUACGUGCCUGCGGAAACUGAAGUUUCGAAUUUCGACGGUUUCGAAUUUAGCAUUCGAUGCCAAGAACUUGGCGGAUUGCUGCCAAGCGAUGUGGCAAUUGCGUCAUCGGCGUUUUGGAGCUAUUGAAAACAUCGGUAAGAACCAUUUUGAAAUUCUGGUGACAAACUGCAAGCAGCUGGAACGUCUGUCCUUUGGCUUACGGUUCGACGACUCUACGGUGCCCUAUGAGCUGGUCUGCCGGUUGCCCAGGCUGCAGCAUUUGGAGGUAUGGCACUCAGGUUCUAUACACGACUCUUUUAUCGAGGGAUUGAUGAACAAACAGGGCUCUCCUCUGGAAAGUCUUAUCCUGGAACGUUGCGCGCUGUCCGCGGAUCAGAUUAGGAAUCUUCGCAGCAUUUCUACACUUAAGGAACUCAGUAUUUCCUGCGCCCACCUCCCCUUGGAGGAUUUACGGAAGCUGAAGAGCCUUCUAUUCUUCCGCAUAUACAUGCCAAGCAUUACGAAUGACCAAAUUCUGGACCUCCUUAAGGGUCUUCCUCGCCUAAAAGUUCUUAAUUUACUAAAUUGUCGUUGUAUCGACAAUUCAUUUGUGAGUACUGUUCGUACCUGGAGCGAACAGAGAGAGAUCAAAAUCUAUCUCGGACACACAAAUAAACACGAUAUUUUGUAUGCCAAUCCCUUGGUAGAAAUAAAUAAAAGUAUUUUAGCUCCCGUAUUCAUAAACAAAGAACUUGGUGAACGACACCAGAGCUAACAAAUUUAUUAAUUUUUCCUGAAUAAAU